UAAGUAGACCACCGGAGAUGCGGCCUCCCCUGAGUUCCCAACAAUUCGUCAGCUGAGCCACAGAUUCCAGCGAGAGACCCCCAGGCAAGCAGCUAGAUAGCGCGACCAGUCUCCAGCGCAGCGCGCCUCUCCUCCCAUGGCGUCGGGUCAACAGGCCUUACAGACCUUCGUGCUGAGGGUGUCCAUCCACUGCCAUGGCUGCAAGAAGAAGGUCCGCAAGGUGCUCAAGGCCAUCGAAGGCGUGAACGAGGUGAAGGUGGACGCGCAGCAGCACAAGGUGACGGUGACGGGCACCGUGGACGCCCAGACGCUCAUCCAGCGGCUGCAGAAGUCGGGCAAGCAGGCCCUGCACUGGCAGAACCUGCACGCCUCGCCUACCAAGGACCCCGAGCCUGCGCCCGCCGCGACCAAGGCCCCGGCGCCGGCGCCUGCUGCUCAGGACGGCGGCAAGAAUGAUGCUCCGGCGGAGAAAAAGGCGGAGGAGCCGGUGAAGGAGCCGCAGGCCGAGAGCGCGGAGAAGAAGCCGGAGCAGGAGGCGGCAGUCUCGGAGAAAAAGAUUGAAGCAGAGGACAAGAAAACCGAGUCAGAGAAGACGGCUGAGAAAGAGGAGGCGAAACCAAGCGACGAGCCAAAGAAGGGCGGCGGCGAGAGCGAGUCCGCCGAGCCCGCGAAGGAAAAGGCCACCGAGCCGGCCAAGGAAGCCGCCGCGGCUCCCGCGAAGGAGGCCAGCAAUGGCGAGAGCGAGGCCAAGGAGAAGAAGCAGAGCAAGCCCAAGGAGGUCGCCGCCGCCACGACCGACAGGUCCCUGCCUCCUCGGCACGCGCACCAGGAGUACAGCCCCUACUACGCUCCGCAGCCGGUGAUGAGCUACCACAUGGCGCAGCCGAAAGCGAGCGUCUCCUACUACGCGCCGCAGCCGGAGCAGGGGUACUCCAUGCAGCAGCAACCACCGCAGCCGCAGCACGGGUACUCCUCGUCGAUGAACAUGAUGCCACCGCCGCAGGAGGCGUACUCGCAGCAGGGGCAGCCAAUGCAGCAGUGGUCGCCGUCGUACCUGUACAUGCCGUACCCGCACGCGUCGCCCGAGUCCUACUACCAGGACUACUACAGCCCGCCGGGGACGCACGCGCCGGCGCCGGCGCCCCCGCUGCCGCUCCAGGACUCGUACCGCCUCUUCGACGACGAGAACCCAAACUCCUGCAGCGUCAUGUGAUGUGAUCGAAACGGCCGGCCGCCGGCGGGGAAGUAGCUGAGGAGGCGUGAGGCGCGCGGCUUCGCGGUAACAGAUCGGGACCUCUCUGGUUGUAGGUAGAGUAGCUUGUUACUCUCUUCGAUCGCACGGGAGGUCAAAGCUCUCCCUGACCAAUCCUUUUUUUCCUUCUUCUUUAAUUUCUUUUUAUCAUUAUUAGUAGUAUAUUACUGUUCUAUAAAUGGAGCAUGUAAUAAUUUUAAUGAGAAUAUGAGAUACGCCUUUACCUGUAGCUUCAA
Lolium perenne is the source of this 1488-nucleotide messenger RNA. RefSeq lists its product as uncharacterized. The record is from RefSeq and is a predicted model, not a curated record. Gene Ontology annotation, molecular function: metal ion binding. Lineage: Eukaryota; Viridiplantae; Streptophyta; Magnoliopsida; Poales; Poaceae.